Messenger RNA from Arctia plantaginis, 858 nucleotides. The record is from the annotation of a GenBank genome assembly. NCBI's taxonomy places the organism in Eukaryota, Metazoa, Arthropoda, Insecta, Lepidoptera, Erebidae.
AUGGAAAUUGAGAAGGACACUCAUUUAUGUACAAUGAAACAGCCUAUUCAAAAAAGGAGGUCUGGCGAAAGUCUCUGUAUAAAAAGUCAUCUUUCCAAUCAAUGUCUAAGCUCGACCUUAGCCUGUGUAGAUUCCUGGAACGAGUUGAAUACAAGAAACACUUGCCUGUAUUUCUGUUGCGGUCAUUGCUCUGUACGUAUCAUAUGCGGGAAUCAAAUAACCGCCGAGCGAUUACAUAAGCCUGGUAUAAUAACAAUAAGCGAUGAAUGCAUUAUCAAGAGUGACAGUUUUAUAAUAUAUGCUCACCAAACGCCAUCAAAUACCUUAGAGAGAGGAGCUGACGUCAUAAGAAUUCAGAUUCCUCUUAUUAACAACAUUUUAAACAUUUCAAUACCAAUAGCAACUGUCGAGAAUCAAACCUUGCACUCGGAACAUCAAAAGUAUUUUGAAGAAAUGGACGAACAGAUAAAGCAAAUGAAAGGUAGCGCGUCAGACGGAGUGCUGGCCGAGCACAUAUCCUAUCAUGACGUACAUCACUAUGUCGUGAUCUACGUAAUGCUGAUCGCGGGAGCUAUCGCUCUCGCUGUGCUGGUGUGGCAGCGUCGGCGAGCACGAUCAGCAUCAACCCCGAGCCUUGAAGCGCAGCCGUGCACGGAAACACGGUCAGCGCAAGCAGCGUGCCUGGAAUCGCAGGCAAUUAGGCAAGCGCCGGCGUAUCAACGUACAGGAAUGCCUGACGUCGAACUCCCAACAGCGAGCAACGAGCCUUUUUCGGUCAGAUGUGUUAGUGAGACUGCAGUGAAUCAGUGUUAUGUGUCUAGUGAGUUAAACUUCGAGGAAAACAUGCCGCGAAUGUAA